Molecule: messenger RNA, 1788 nt
Organism: Tetrahymena thermophila SB210
Lineage: Eukaryota; Ciliophora; Oligohymenophorea; Hymenostomatida; Tetrahymenidae
Product: transmembrane protein, putative
Exons: 5
Source: RefSeq, a predicted model, not a curated record
AUGUAAAAGCCCUUAAUUUUCAUUUUUAUUUGUUCCUUGCUCAUAUUGCAAGCAAGUUCUUAGAACUUUGACAUAGAUAUGACCUUUAAUCAUACUAAGAUUCCAUAUAAGUGGGGUUAGAUGAAGAGAUAUCAUCAAAUACUAAAAAAUGUUACUAAAGAUAUCCACUACAAUGAGACUCAAGAAUAUGAAUUCGACUAUGGAGGUUACCGUACUACUUUUAGCAUGGAAAUACAAGACUAUGAAGGAAAAGGACCUAACCCUUGUGAAAUAACUCCUCGUUCAGUUGAUAUUGAAUUUGAUAGACUUGAUGCUUCAAUAAACCCUAAAAACAUUGAAUAUUUAGCCAUGCACUCAUUUAAUAAUAUUUUAGUUACUUUGAAUGCAGAGUUUAACUUAUAGGUCUUCUACAUUAAAUCUGAAUAUGUAUUUUAUAAGGGUCUCGAUAUUUACCUUUUGGACUAGAUCAAGAUAGAUCCUUAAACCUUAUCACCAUACAUUCCUGGUAGCUAGAAUCUGAUCAUUUCAAAUUCUCACAAUGGUAAACUUGUCCACAUUUUGCUCCCUUCUACAAUGUUGACCUUCGAAAUGGUUAGAAUUGAAGACAUCUAAUCAUUUAAGAUAAAAUUAUUCAAAAACAGCGAUUACAGAGUCAGAAAAGAAAUUAGUGCAGCCUAAUUUUCUAAUGGAUAUCUUUUUGUUUCAGUUGAUGAAGAUGGUAUUGAUGUAUAUUAAGUUCAAAAUGAAAUAUCAGUAAACUACUACUUUAUUAAAAACUUGAAUUAAAAUUCUCUUAGUUUACCUUACUUUUUGAAUGCUGUUGAUUUAGCCACAGAUCAUUCUCAUAGACUUUAUAUCGUUUGUCCUAAUAAUGGUGUGAUUAUCUAUUUUGUUUAUGAAAAUGCUUUUGAGAAAAGUGGUAUUGUUCAUACAAUUUCCAAUCUUAAAAACUCAACUAAAAUUGCCGUUAGAGGAGACCACACUUUAGUUGUUAUCGGUGAUGAUGUAGAAAGAUCUUAUGUUACUGAAAUUUUCUAUGACAUAGAGACAAAUGACUAUUUCAUUAAUAGAUAUUUUACAAGCACAGAAUAUACUUGGACUGAUGUUCAAAUGGGUGAACUUUUCACAUUCAUCCAAGGAAGAGGAUAUCACAAAAUUUUAUAUCAAGGUAUUAAUAAAGAAUUGGUGCCUUAAGCAGAUAAGCACAGCGACUUUUUAAACGGUAUUGCCUUGUAAGAAAUUGAUUAAUACGAUGUUAAAUAAGUAUAAUCAGUUUAUAAAGGAGCUACUUCAUUUAUUGCUAUCACUGACAAUAGCAUUUACGGAAUUGAAUUAUAAGAAAUUCCUCCCAAGCUUGUCUGUAGAGCAGAUUAGAAGAGUCAAAUUGGAGAAAGCAACAUGAGAUUAGUUUUUAACUCAACUGAUUGCAAUUUAGCAACUUACCAUUCACCAAUUCUCUACAAUGUUUGGUAGAUGUGCCAAACUGAUUUUAACUUCAAGCUUGUUGUCCAUGACAUUUGGAUUGAUGGAUAAAAUGUAUCAGUUGCAGGUUUAAUAGCAGUAAUAGUUAUCUUAAUCUUUAUCAUACUUAUUAUGGUAUUCGCUUAUUUAUUUAAUAAAUAUAAGCAAAGAUUCUCUAAAACAGAAUCAGAGCUUUUAGAUAUCAAAUAAAAAUAUCAUGUUUUAGAAACUGCUAGCAGUAAAAAUAAAGACACAACUGUUAUGCAAGAUAAAUCAAAUUUAUAAUUUAACAAUAAUAACUAAUUAGAUACAAGUGCUUUAAGGUGA